CCAAACCCUUUCUUUUCCUUCUCUCUUCUCAAUUUCACAGAUAAACUUUCAGUUCUCUCUCUCUGUCUCUGUCUCUGUCUCUGUCUUUGUAUUCUGUUUCUCUCUCUAGAAAGGUUGAGGAGCGGUCUUCAUUAAUGGCGGAUUGGGGUCCGGUGAUGAUAGCAGUGGUUCUGUUCGUGCUGUUGAGCCCGGGACUGUUGUUUCAGAUUCCGGCGAAAGGCAGACUUGUGGAGUUCGGGAACAUGCAGACGAGUGGCGCCUCCAUAUUCGUCCACUCCAUUAUCUUCUUUGGUCUUCUCACUAUCUUUCUAAUCGCCAUUGAUGUUCACAUCUAUACUGGCUAAUGCUUAUACUAGGUCAACGAUUCCAAAUCUCAAGUCUUUUGUUAUUUCUAUUUUGUUCUUUUUUCUACAUAUUAAAGUUAAACUCUGAUCUUGUUAAAUGAACGAUUUCACUGUUUAUGGAUUUAACUAUAUUAUUAUUAUUAUUUUAAUGAA
Humulus lupulus (European hop) is the source of this 497-nucleotide messenger RNA. RefSeq lists its product as uncharacterized. Lineage: Eukaryota; Viridiplantae; Streptophyta; Magnoliopsida; Rosales; Cannabaceae. The record is from RefSeq and is a predicted model, not a curated record. The transcript has a single exon. The coding region runs from base 135 to 344 and encodes 69 amino acids.